UUCUCCAACCGCCAGAAAACACUGGAGAAGAAAAAGCCGCUGCUCGCCUGAGCCGCUUUAGCCCCUCGAGUUAUAAAAAUAAAAACACGUUAUUGUGUCUGGCUCUGAGGAUUUAAAACCCUGAGGAGGCUGUAGCAACACCAAUCAUGAUGGGAUUAGUACUCAUCGUUUCCCAAAAGCCCGGACAAUGAGAGAGAAAUGUGAACGCUUCGUGCGAGGCACCCGGAAAAAGCCGAGGACCAAAGCAGAGCUGAGAAAAAGACCAAGAAAAUCGGCAAUUCACAAGUCGACUGUUGCCAGGCUGUGUGAGGACAUGAAAACAGAGACAUCCAUGGAUGGAGAGACCUCAGAAGCCUGUGUGAAGAAAGAGGAGACGCUGGAGCUGAGCAUCUACAACUAUGGAGACGGUCUCGACAACCCACCUGAAGGCCUCUCCGUUAAAGUGGAAGAUCCUGACGAUAAAGACUAUCUCUACUGUGAAGUUUGCAAAUCCUUCUUCUUCAACAAAUGCGAGGUUCAUGGACCACCCCUCUUCAUCCCCGAUACUCCUGUUCCCAUGGGAGUCCCUGACCGAGCCAGACAAACACUUCCUCCUGGGCUAGAAAUCCAGAAGUCCAGUAUUCCUGAUGCAGGCCUGGGAGUGUUUAAUAAGGGGGAGACUGUUCCAGUAGGUGCACACUUCGGUCCCUGCCAGGGAGAGCUGGUGAACCGAGAGGAAGCCAAGAACAGUGGAGACUCCUCGGUUGUAUACAGGAGCAUGCAGUGUGAAGAAUACAUCGAUGCCAAAAGAGAGACGCAUGUGAAUUGGAUGAGGUAUGUGAAUUGUGCUCGUAAUGAAGAAGAACAGAAUCUUGUGGCAUUUGAGUAUCAAGGGGGAAUUCUGUAUCGUUGCUGUCGAUCCAUUAACCCAGGACAGGAGCUCUUGGUGUGGUAUGAAGAGGAGUACACCAAAGAACUCCGUCCUGCACCUACAGGAACAACUAGACAGCAAGAAGUAAAGAACGCUCUGCUGCAAGUCUUUUCCUGCUCCACAUGCCCUCGUUCCAAUGCAUCUCCAAUUUACCUCGACAAACACAUCCAGAGAUGCCACUAUGAAGAGUACGUGAGACUGCAAGAAUCAGGAGAGAUUAAAUGUAAGCUUCAGAUCCCCUCCAAAUGCUCCAGUCGUCAACCAACAUCAACUAAUAUUAUCCAUUCUGGUACUUCCCAUAAUGAUAUACAGAAGGAAAUUCACCACUGCUCAGAUUGUGGAAAGAGUUUUAGUUAUCAGAAUGCACUCAAAACACACCAGCGCAUUCACACAGGGGAAAAGCCGUAUCACUGCUCACAGUGUGGGAAGAGUUUUACUCGUCAGAGUCAUCUCCAACAACACCAGCGCAUUCACACAGGAGAGAAGCCGUUUCACUGCUCACAGUGUGGGAAGAGUUUUACUCAGCGGCGUGAUCUCCAAACACACCAGCGCAUUCACACAGGAGAGAAGCCGUUUCACUGCUCACAGUGUGGGAAGAGUUUUAUUCGUCAGUAUGAUCUCCAACGACACCAGCGCAUUCACACAGGAGAGAAGCCGUAUCACUGCUCACAGUGUGGGAAGAGUUUUACUCGUCAGAGUUAUCUCCAAAGACACCAGCGCAUUCACACAGGAGAGAAGCCGUAUCACUGCUCACAGUGUGGGAAGAGUUUUACUAGUCAGAGUGCUCUCCAAAAACACCAGCGCAUUCACACAGGAGAGAAGCCGUAUCGCUGCUCACAGUGUGGGAAGAGUUUUACUAGUCAGAGUGCUCUCCAAACACACCAGCGCAUUCACACAGGAGAGAAGCCGUUUCACUGCUCACAGUGUGGGAAGAGUUUUACUCAGCAGAGUACUCUCCAAAAACACCAGCGCAUUCACACAGGAGAGAAGCCAUUUCACUGCUCACAGUGUGGGAAGAGUUUUACUCAGCAGAGUGCUCUCCAAACACACCAGCGCAUUCACACAGGAGAGAAGCCGUUUCACUGCUCACAGUGUGGGAAGAGUUUUAUUAGUCAGUAUGAUCUCCAACGACACCAGCGCAUUCACACAGGAGAGAAGCCAUUUCACUGCUCACAGUGUGGAAAGAGUUUUACUAGUCAGAGUGCUCUCCAAACACACCAGCGCAUUCACACAGGAGAGAAGCUGUAUCACUGCUCACAGUGUGGGAAGAGUUUUACUAGUCAGAGUGCUCUCCAAACACACCAGCGCAUUCACACAGGAGAGAAGCUGUAUCACUGCUCACAGUGUGGGAAGAGUUUUACUGAACGGAGUGCUCUCCGACGACACCAGCGCAUUCACUCAGGAGAGAAGCCGUAUCACUGCUCACAGUGUGGGAAGAGUUUUACUCGUCAGAGUGCUCUCCAAAUACACCAGCGCAUUCACACAGGAGAGAAGCCGUUUCACUGCUCACAGUGUGGGAAGAGUUUUACUCGUCAGAGUGCUCUCCAAAAACACCAGCGCAUUCACACAGGAGAGAAGCCGUUUCACUGCUCACAGUGUGGGAAGAGUUUUAUUAGUCAGUAUGAUCUCCAACGACACCAGCGCAUUCACACAGGAGAGAAGCCGUUUCAUUGCUCACAGUGUGGGAAGAGUUUUACUCGUCAGAGUUAUCUCCAACAACACCAGCACAUUCACACAGGAGAGAAGCCGUAUCACUGCUCACAGUGUGGGAAGAGUUUUACUCGUCAGAGUGCUCUCCAAACACACCAGCGCAUUCACACAGGAGAGAAGCCAUUUCACUGCUCACAGUGUGGGAAGAGUUUUACUCGUCAGAGUGCUCUCCAAACACACAAGCGCAUUCACACAGGAGAGAAGCCGUAUCACUGCUCACAGUGUGGGAAGAGUUUUAUUAGUCAGUAUGAUCUCCAACGACACCAGCGCAUUCACACAGGAGAGAAGCUGUUUCACUGCUCACAAUGUGGGAAGAGUUUUACUCAGCAGAGUGCUCUCCAAAGACACCAGCGCAUUCACACAGGAGAGAAGCCGUAUCACCGCUCACAGUGUGGGAAGAGUUUUACUCAGCAGAGUGAUCUCCAACUACACCAGCGCAUUCACACAGGAUAGAAGCCGUAUCACUGCUCACAGUGUGGGAAGAUGUUUGCUUGUUUAGUUACAUUUAAGACCUUCAAGUGCACUAACUCUGAGACAUUGCAUGAUUUAAAGUUGUCAAAUUAAAUAUGGUUGUUACAGUUUUGGCUGAAAAUGACCUGUACUUUGAACUUUAUUGUUCAUGUUACACUGGUCAACAAUUUUUCAGAAGUUGUCUGCUUCAGAGAUGAAAUUGGCUAUUAUGAAAUUUGGUGUGUUGAAUUAGAAGGGACAGUUAAUCAGCUGUUUGGCUAUGGCUUCCACGAUAUUUAAGAUUUUAAAUUUUAUGCUUGUGUACAUUGUGUCGAUUGUAAGGUUUUAAAUAUAAAUUGUAAAACUAGGUCUCCAUGUCUUUAUGGUCUGUUUACAUGAUAUUUCACCUGUUCUCUUUAUGUAACACUAGAAAAUCAGCAAAAAGUUUAUAUAAAUAAAAUGUAUUAUGAACCAAAUUGCAAAAACCAAUCAUGUAUAAGUACUGAGUAAGAAAACAUUGAAUAAAUAGGUGAUUCAGAAGCAUUUGGGCAAGGUUUUCCCCCUUUGGCUGCCCGCUUCGUGACUUAACUAAUUUCACUUAUUCAAUCAAAAUCUUCAACUUGUGUACUUGUGGGGAUUUUUUUCACCCCUUACCUAUGUGAUUCUUUAAACAAAUAACACCAGAAGCAAACAAACCUCUUUGAAAAACAAUCAGUUAUUCUUUUAGCAAUGGCUAUGUACCUAAAUCCUUUUACCUAGCAGUUGUCAGACUCUUGAUUAAAGAA
Molecule: messenger RNA, 3855 nt
Organism: Neoarius graeffei (lesser salmon catfish)
Lineage: Eukaryota; Metazoa; Chordata; Actinopteri; Siluriformes; Ariidae
Product: zinc finger protein 271-like
Exons: 7
Coding region: 188-3073 (961 amino acids)
Biological process (GO): regulation of transcription by RNA polymerase II
Cellular component (GO): nucleus
Molecular function (GO): RNA polymerase II cis-regulatory region sequence-specific DNA binding; protein binding; histone methyltransferase activity
Source: RefSeq, a predicted model, not a curated record